This is a messenger RNA of Brienomyrus brachyistius, 2169 nucleotides long. RefSeq lists its product as uncharacterized. The record is from RefSeq and is a predicted model, not a curated record. The coding region runs from base 229 to 1086 and encodes 285 amino acids. NCBI's taxonomy places the organism in Eukaryota, Metazoa, Chordata, Actinopteri, Osteoglossiformes, Mormyridae. The transcript is spliced from 2 exons.
UUGUCUUAAAAAUUUGUGGUACUUCUACGUUUCUGCGCUUUUGUAAAUGUAGAUCGUAUGUUUCGUCAUUUGAUUAAAGCGUUUGAAGACUUUGCAGCGCGCUGACACCAAUCGGCCACCGUAGCUUAGCAACCGAAUCAUAACAAUUCUUUUCCGUUUAGAGUUUUCAUUUGAACAUUUAAAGCAGCUCAGACUUGCAGUUUAUCAGCAAGAGAGAAGACGCGAAAGAUGUCCAUCGUGAAAACCACCGUGAAUCUCCAGAGGAUUGACUGGCUGCUGCCGAAAGGUGCAGUCAGUGUGCGGAUCGCCCCGGAAUACAUCCCCGGUCCAGUUGGCCGAGGACAAACCAGUUCCAGUGAUGCUGGCCGUCGGAAGAAGUGCCGCACCAGGCCGCUGGCAGCCAGCUCCCUGACCACGUCUGCCUCUCCUGGAUCUGCUGCCAUCCCGGUGGCAACCAGCAGGGGUCAGCAGGGCACAGGCCGCCGUAGAAAUACGGCGGGAGGCCGGUCAGGGCGAAGAAGGAGGUAUGACCAACAGAAGGGGUUAGAGCCUAAGCCCAGCUCACCAACCUUCUCCUCCUCUUCAUUUUUAUUUCCGUCUUCAGCCCCCUCCCCUUUUGUUUCAUCCCCAUUUCUUUUUAUGGGCUCCUCUGUUUUAUCGCCACACUUACUCACACCUGUAAGCCCAGCUCCACAUCCAUAUUCAGCUCCAGGCCUGGUUCAUCUGACCCCUCUGCUUCAGGCUCCAGCACAGGCUGUAGCCGCCUCAUCUCACCUGGAAAAAUUCUAUUGGUUGUAUAACUAUUAUGUAACAAAGUACUCUAAAAUGACCUAUGACGCCAAGUGCUUUACUGAGUACUGGUGUCAGGAGUUUUGGAACAGACAUUUAAAUGAAAUUAACUUAGCGAAACAGGGGAAGAAUGAGGAUAAUGAGGGUACUCAUUCAACCAAGAGGCGUAGGAUUGAUGAAGAUGAGUUCAUCUUUCCUAUUGAUGCACUGGAGCAGCUAAGUACCAUGCCCAGGGCUCAGGAGAUGGGUGUGGAAAUGGGCUAUCAGUCAGAUGCACAUAGCUACAUUUCCCUGUAGAUUCAGCACAUAAUUACACGAGAGUUGUCAUACAUACUUAGGAUAAGAUAAAAUACCAUGUAGUUCUAUAGCAUAAGGUACUAUAGGAUAAGAUUAAGAUAGGAUAAGGUUAAGAUUGUAUAUAAUAAGAUAGGACAAGUUAAGAUAGUCUUAACUUGUAUGCCAUUUUAUGUUUUACAAAGACAUGAUAAAUUACCAUAAGUUUAGGAUAAGAUUAUAUAAGAUAACAUAGUAUAAGAAUAAGAUAGGAUUGCAUAGCAUAAGAUAAGAAAGAUAGGAUAAGAUAACAUAGAAUAAAAUUAAGAUAGGAUAGGUUACGGUAAGCUUAAGAUUGUAUAACAUAGGAUUAGAUUAAUUAUAAAUAAAGCAGUCCUCCUUAGAGGGGGGGUGGUGGAGGGAAUAUUUAAAAAAUAAAAAUAGGGUUAGUUAACAUAAGGUUAAGAUAAGAUUGUAUAACAUAGGAUUAGAUUAAUUAUAAAUAAAGCAGUCCUCCUCAGAGGGGGGGUGGUGGAGGGGAUAUUUAAGAAAUAAAAAUAGGAUCAGUUAACAUAAGGUAAAGAUAAGAUUGUAUAACAUAGGAUUAGAUUAAUUAUAAAUAAAGCAGUCCUCCUUAGAGGGGGGGUGGUGGAGGGAAUAUUUAAGAAAUAAAAAUAGGAUUAAUUAAGAUAAGGUUAAGAUAAGAUUGUAUAACAUAGGAUUAGAUUAAUUGUAAAUAAAGCAGUCCUCCUCAGAGGGGGGGUGGUGGAGGGAAUAUUUAAGAAAUAAAAAUAGGAUUAAUUCAGAAGGUUAAGAUAAGAUUGUAUAACAUAGGAUUAGAUUAAUUGUAAAUAAAGCAGUCCUCCUUAGAGGGGGGGUGGUGGAGGGAAUAUUUUAAGAAAUAAAAAUAGGAUCAGUUAACAUAAGGUUAAGAUAAGAUUGUAUAACAGGGCUACAGUGAAGAAAUCAAAAAUUUCAAGGCAGCAUGAAGGUAACGCACAAUCAGGGAUGUGCAAUUUCUGAGGCAUGUAUUCAAAAAAAGUAUUUUAAUUGUGUUUUAUGAUUCAUAUUUGACUUAGUUCAUGAAAUAAAAUGUUUUUUUCUACA